CAGUUUCUGUUAAUCCCUCACAAUGUGGUAUUUAAAUAUUGCAAUAUUUGUGCUUUUUACCGCGGUUGUAGCCAAUCCAGGCUCUGAAGUCGAUGGUGUAUAUAGUAUCAAAACGACAAAAUAUUUCCCGAAACACUGUAAAGAAAUUCAAGACAAUGGUAACUCCGUCUCUGGUGUCUACAUCAUCCAACCAGAAUUUGCCCCAAAACCGUUUAUGGUUCUUUGCAACAUGGACAGCCACGGUGGUGGAUGGACCUACUUCAUGAACAGGUUCAACGGGGACCAGGACUUUUUCCGAAAGUGGAAAGACUACAAGAGUGGUUUUGGCAACCUCUACAACGAAUUCUGGCUGGGGUUGGAGUAUCUCCAUUACCUGACAGGCUACGAAAGGAACCAGCUUUUGAUAGAGCUAGAGGACUGGGAUUCGAAGAAAGUUUACGCCCGGUAUGACGCUUUCAGCGUUGGGAGCGAAGACGAGGACUACAUAAUGAGAACUUUGGGGAAGUACAGUGGUUCUGCUGGAGAAGCGUUGUGGUCGCACGGAGGGAUGAAAUUUACCACGACGGACAGGGAUAACGAUCAGUGGAGGGAUGGAAAUUGUGCGGUUUAUAGAAGUGCUGGUUGGUGGUACAAUAACUGUGUGUUGAGUCACUUAACUGGUAAAUAUCUCAAGGAGAAAAGUACUUUAGAAUCGUAUACUGUGAUGUUCUGGAAUACGUUCCGUGGACCCUACAAUUUGAAAGUAGCCAGGAUGAUGGUAAAACCUAAGUGACAAGUGAAAUAAAUUAAAAAAAAUGUAAUUUUUUGUCCUCAAAUAAGUAUAAUAAAAAAGUUUUUAAUAGGAAAAA
Messenger RNA from Zophobas morio, 848 nucleotides. RefSeq names its product angiopoietin-related protein 1-like. Lineage: Eukaryota; Metazoa; Arthropoda; Insecta; Coleoptera; Tenebrionidae. The transcript has 4 exons. The record is from RefSeq and is a predicted model, not a curated record. The coding region runs from base 23 to 772 and encodes 249 amino acids.